CCCCUGUCUUCCGCCAGGUGGAAUCUGAAGAUGCUGCAAUGUUGCCGGUGCCGGCACUGGUUCCACGAGGCCUGUACCCAGUGCCUGAGCAAGCCGCUGCUCUACGGAGACAGGUUUUACCUGUUCGUAUGCUGUGUCUGUACAGGUAGAGCGGAGUUUGUGAAAAGGCUGCCUCUGGAAUGGGCUGACAUUGCACAUCUGAUCCUCUACCACCUCAGCACCUGCUGCAGGAAGAAGUACUUUGACUUUGAGGGUGAGAUCUUGGCAUUUGCCAACGAAAACUGGGACAACCUGCUGCUUGGUGAGCUUUCCAGUGCCUCCCAGUCGGAACGCUACAAGCAGAUCCUCAACGCCCUGAACAGCCAUAGGAGCAGGUCAGUGACUGGUCCUUUGGAAAUCUUCAGCAUUUGUGUGUUGGUGAGUUCCACUCCAGAAAUGUAUACCCCUCUGGUACUGCUGGGAUUGCACUGGGAAUGUCAGCCUCCCAGCCCACGUUUAUCCUCUCUGUAAGAUCCUAACAUAUCGGAGUAGCAACAUGGAACAUUCAGCGGCCAUUCGGCCCCUUGAGUUUGCUCUGCUAUCUGAUCAGAUCGCCGCUGGUCUAGUUAUGGCGUUAACUUUGUUUACCUGCCUGUCUGCCCCAUUCCCUUUAAUUCACUUGAAGAACAAAAGCCUCUCACUCCGUGUUGAAUCAAUUUAAUGCCACUGCUGCCUUGGGAAGAGAGAUUUUCCUCAGCCCCCACCUGAUUUGGGAGACCAUCUUGUGCACCCACUGCUGCAGGGUAAGGCAGACUCGGUCUUCACACAGGCACUUGCAUUGUGUGUAUAGGGGAGGAGUAUGACGUGUCUCUUUGCUGGGUGGGAGUGAUUUCUUCCUUCUAUUGAUCACCUCCUCUCUCACUUAGUUAAUAUUUUUUCAUUGCUUCCCCCACUCCCAUACUUUCUGUAUUCUCCCAACGAUUUCUCAUUAACCCCUUCCUGUGUGU
This is a messenger RNA of Chiloscyllium plagiosum (whitespotted bambooshark), 986 nucleotides long. The record is from RefSeq and is a predicted model, not a curated record. Lineage: Eukaryota; Metazoa; Chordata; Chondrichthyes; Orectolobiformes; Hemiscylliidae.